UUUUUAGUAGAUGAUAUAUUCAGUCACACAUAAAUUCCUGCCCAGACUUUGCACAGAGUGGUGGGUAGAGGGUUGGGGCCUGGAGGGCGAGUCGUGGUGCUCACGGAACCACAAAACUACCCAUUUCUGCCUGAGGUGUAACAUAGCAAGGGUCAGCUGGUCCCAAGACAAAGUGAAAAAGGAAUCAAGAGUAUUAUCCUGAGCAUGUGAUGCUCAUAAUAAUCUCUGUGUGUUUGAGUGUGUUUUUUCAGAGGACAGCCCCCAAAGCGGCUCAGUGAGCAGGGAGAGACCAGGAGACUGGAGUCUGGGUGUAUGAGGGGGUGGACGGAGGCUCGGGAGCUGGCUGGAUGUUGGGUCAGACGUUUGUGAAGGCAGCAGAUCUUUUCCCACAGGACUUUUUCCUCCAUAUUGUAAAACUGAAGUGGAUGUGACGUUUCAUCAUGAGGACGCUGCUUGAGUCUGUCAUUCUGUUGGUCCUUGCUGAGGUUUGUUUAUGCCAGUUCCCUCGCCCUUGUGCCAACUCAGAGAGCCUGCGAACUAAAGAGUGCUGUCCCAUAUGGGAAGGAGAUGGUUCUGCUUGUGGAGCCAUGUCAGGCCGUGGAUUUUGCACAGAGGUCCUGGUCUCAGAUGAGCCCAAUGGGCCACAGUACCCUCACAUUGGGAUUGAUGACCGCGAGCGUUGGCCUUUGGCGUUUUACAAUCGGACAUGUCGUUGCGCUGGAAACUAUGGAGGCUUCAAUUGUGGCGAGUGCAGGUUUGGUUACUGGGGAGCAAACUGUGCUCAGUACAGGGAGUCGGUCCGCCGGAACAUCCUGACCAUGUCGCCUGCCGAGCAGCAGACGUUCAUCUCGUACCUCAACCUGGCAAAAAACACCAUCAGCCGCGACUACGUCAUCUCCACGGCCACAAGAGCAGAGAUGGGUGAGAACGGCGAGAUCCCCAUGUUCUCAGACAUCAACACCUACGACCUGUUCGUCUGGAUCCACUACUACACGUCCAGGGAUGCCUUCCUGGGUGGGCCCGGAAACGUCUGGAGAGACAUCGACUUCGCUCACGAGUCCGCGGGCUUCCUGCCCUGGCACAGAGUCUUCCUGCUCCACUGGGAGAACGAGAUCAGGAAGGUGACGGGGGAUUUCAACUUCACCAUCCCAUACUGGGACUGGAGGGACGCCCAGUCCUGUGAGGUGUGCACCGACGCUCUGAUGGGUGGACGCAGUUCCCUCAAUCCCAACCUCAUUAGUCCUGCUUCUGUCUUCUCCUCGUGGAAGGUGAUCUGCAGUCAGCCAGAGGAGUACAACAAUCGAGAGGCAUUGUGUAACGCUACAGCAGAGGGGCCACUGUUGCGUAAUCCCGGCACCCAUGACCCAAACCGCGUGCCAAGACUCCCCUCAACAGCUGAUGUGGAGUUCACGGUGGGGCUCCCUGAGUACGAGGCGGGAAGCAUGGACAGAUUCGCCAACAUGAGCUUUAGAAACGUCCUGGAGGGUUUUGCCAGUCCAGAGACGGGUUUGGCGGUGCCAGGGCAGAGCACCAUGCAUAACUCCCUGCAUGUCUUUAUGAACGGCUCUAUGUCCUCAGUCCAGGGUUCAGCCAACGAUCCAAUUUUCCUCCUGCAUCAUGCUUUUAUUGACAGUAUCUUUGAGCGCUGGCUCAGGACCCACCAGCCUCCUCGGACCAUCUACCCACGUGCCAAUACCCCCAUUGGCCACAACGAUGGCUACUACAUGGUGCCCUUCCUUCCUCUCUAUAGAAACGGAGACUACUUCCUGUCCAACAAAGCUCUGGGAUACGAGUACGCCUACCUGUUGGACCCAGGUCAGAGGUUUAUGCAGGAGUACCUGACGCCCUACCUGCAGCAGGCCAGGGAGAUCUGGCACUGGCUGCUGGGCGCCGGGAUCCUCGGAGCCGUGGUCGCUGCAGUCUUUGCUGCACUGGUUGUUGUCGUAAGGAGGAGGUGGAGGAGGAGGAAGAAGAGGGCGUCGAGCUUUGGGGAACGACAGCCGCUACUGCAGAGCAGCUCAGAGGAAGGCUCCUAUCAGACCACGCUUUAACGCACAGAUCCUGACCGCUCACGUGGAGAUGAACAAACAAACUAAUCAGGGUGUCUUUAAAUGAGAUGCAGACCAAAACAUGACUUAAUAUAAUAUUAUUUUACAGGAAUACAUCUGAUACGGCUGUUUAAUAAAAAAACCAGGUGCUGAUGAGACAGUGAGGCAUUUCUAAAGAUUAAAAACUAAAAACCUCUCCUCACUUGAGUAUAAUGUCUUUGCAUUUCUGUCAUCUGCAUCUAAAACAAUAUAAAUAAAGUAGUUUUUGUGGCAUCACUGUUAGAAAAAUCAGUAACUACAUAAUACAGUCUGGUAUAAUCCCAGUUAAUACCUCAUACUUACAGGGUAAAUAUUUGAUACUUACCUAAAUUUAUUAACCUGAUGCACUCCUGGUACUUGUCAGGCUGUUUUACAUUUUGCUUCAGGAAAAUAUAUUUUCAGUUCUACUGUCUCAGUUAAAAACAGAGAGCUUGUUUUUUUGUUGUUCUUACUUUUGACAUUAAAGACUUUAUUUCCCUCAUUGUCAGGAACUAAACCAUAUGUAAUGUCAUUGAUUACAACCUUUUUAAUAUAUUCAUGGAUAAUUCAAUUUUCAGGCCAGGGUGUGAAUAGCAUUGGUUCACUUAAAUAGACUGUUGUUGUGUUUUGUUUUUACUCAAAUAAAUUACUAUUGAAGUGGUGUUAAAGUCAGGUUUGACACUGUUCUCGCUGUUAAACUCCCUUUUUUUUCCCUUUUUUUGCUUAAUACAAAAUAAGUCAGAUGUACAAUAAGCCAAACAAUGAAACACAAAAGAAAAUGUGAAAUAAAUGUUCUGCCCUUUGGAUAAACUGUGGCUGACAUCAAUGCUUUUUCAGGUGUAAUUCUGUUCAAACAUUUCAAACAUCUCAGUGGCGUUACAAAGUCACAAAGCCUUGGCAGAACCAAAGAUCAUCUUGUCUCUGUGAUUAACAAGAACUCCAACAAAAUCUAAAAACACACUUCAGUGUGUUUCAGCGGUGCCAACGAGUACUCAACUCUGAUCUGUAAAAGGUUUUCCUCACAUGGUAACAGAAUGAAUCAUGUGUUUGUGCUGCAUUAAAGCCAAAGAUGAAUCAAA
Messenger RNA from Austrofundulus limnaeus, 3145 nucleotides. It is a transcript of the gene tyr, whose product is annotated as tyrosinase. The transcript is spliced from 6 exons. Gene Ontology annotation, molecular function: tyrosinase activity. The record is from RefSeq and is a predicted model, not a curated record. Gene Ontology annotation, biological process: melanin biosynthetic process; pigmentation. Bases 441 to 2051 code for a protein of 536 amino acids. Lineage: Eukaryota; Metazoa; Chordata; Actinopteri; Cyprinodontiformes; Rivulidae.